Messenger RNA from Lotus japonicus, 2333 nucleotides. RefSeq names its product sterol 3-beta-glucosyltransferase UGT80A2. The transcript is spliced from 14 exons. Lineage: Eukaryota; Viridiplantae; Streptophyta; Magnoliopsida; Fabales; Fabaceae. The record is from RefSeq and is a predicted model, not a curated record. Gene Ontology annotation, molecular function: UDP-glycosyltransferase activity; hexosyltransferase activity. Gene Ontology annotation, biological process: carbohydrate metabolic process. The coding region runs from base 130 to 2004 and encodes 624 amino acids.
UAAUAGCACCUUCUUCUUCAAUUCAAUUCAAUUCAAUUCAAUUUCUUCUUCUUCUUCUUCUUCUUCUCUCUCUCUCUCUCUCUCUCUCUCCUGAAACCUUGCAUCGAAUCUAGGUCACCGCCAUCGGCAAUGGCGGACUUGCCGGAAAAUCGCCGUCGCUCUUCUUCCAGUUCAUCCAGUUCGAGCGAUCUCUCGGUCAGAGUGGAGCGUGAGCUUGGUGAUGGAAACAACGGAAGCACCGGCAAGGACGUUGAGGAGAAAUCAGAUGCUGUUGGUAAUGGAGACUCCAUUGAUAACUGUGGCAGUAGCUCUUCAGUCUCAGGCAUUCCUGGGGGGUUGCCCAAAGUUACUACACUUCCACCAGACAUAUCUCAUGGAGAUAAAUCGGAGUCAAGUCCAAGUAAUUUCAAGUUAGAAAAGUCAAAAACAGAGAGGCAUAGACAUCUAAGGCCUGGAGAUGCAGCCCAAAUUUUCAAUGACAAAAUUCCUGUCCAGGAGAAGCUUAAAUUGUUGAACAGAAUAGCUACCGUAAAAGAUGAUGGAACUGUAGAAUUUGAAGUUCCAGGAGAUGUUGAACCUGAAGCUUUUGGUGCUCGAUCCAAACAUGUAAAUAAUGUUGUUGAUGGUUCACUCGAUGCAACAGACCUCCACUACAUCCCACCAUUGAAUAUAGUGAUGCUUAUUGUUGGCACACGAGGAGAUGUGCAGCCAUUUGUCGCAAUAGGAAAACGCUUACAGGACUAUGGCCAUCGUGUUAGAUUAGCUACUCAUUCAAAUUUUAAGGAGUUUGUUUUGACAGCUGGGCUGGAGUUCUAUCCGUUAGGCGGAGAUCCAAAAGUUCUUGCUGGCUAUAUGGUUAAAAAUAAGGGCUUUCUGCCAUCGGGACCUUCUGAGAUACCUGUUCAGCGAAAUCAAAUGAAAGAAAUCAUCAACUCUUUACUUUCAGCUUGUAAAGAUUCUGAUCUUGAUUCUGGUGUCGACUUUAAAGCAGAUGCAAUUAUUGCCAAUCCCCCAGCAUACGGGCAUACCCAUGUGGCUGAGGCACUUAAAAUUCCAAUUCAUAUUUUUUUCACAAUGCCAUGGACGCCAACUGCUGAAUUUCCACAUCCUUUGUCUCGUGUAAAGCAACCGGCUGGUUACAGGCUUUCAUAUCAAAUAGUUGACUCAUUAAUUUGGCUCGGAAUACGAGACAUGAUUAAUGACCUUAGGAAGAAAAGGUUGAAGCUACGACCAGUCACAUAUUUAAGUGGCUCCCAAGGCUCUGACACUGAUAUUCCGCAUGCGUAUAUAUGGAGUCCUCAUCUUGUUCCCAAACCAAAAGAUUGGGGACCAAAAAUUGAUGUAGUAGGGUUUUGCUUUCUUGAUCUAGCAUCAAACUUUGAACCUCCUGAGACUCUUGUAAAGUGGCUUGAAGAUGGUGAUAAGCCUAUUUACAUUGGAUUUGGUAGCCUGCCUGUACAAGAACCAAAAAAGAUGACAGAAAUAAUUGUAGAAGCACUGGAGACCACUGGACAGAGGGGCAUCAUCAACAAAGGAUGGGGAGGUCUUGGGAAUUUGGCAGAACCAAAGGACAAUAUAUACUUAUUGGAUAAUAUUCCUCAUGAUUGGCUAUUCUUACAUUGCAAGGCCGUGGUGCAUCAUGGAGGUGCAGGAACAACAGCAGCUGGGUUGAAAGCUGCUUGCCCAACGACCAUUGUUCCUUUUUUUGGUGAUCAACCUUUUUGGGGUGACAGAGUACAUGAUAGAGGAGUUGGACCUCCACCUAUCCCAGUUGAUGAGUUUUCACUUCCCAAGUUGGUUAAUGCUAUAAACUUUAUGCUAGAUCCCAAGGUGAAGGAGCGCGCAAUUGAACUUGCUAAGGCCAUGGAAAACGAAGAUGGAGUGACUGGAGCUGUGAAAGCAUUUUUUAAGCAGCUUCCUCAAACUCGAAAUAAAACUGAGCCCGAUCAACAGCCUCUGCCAUCAAGUGUUUUCUCUAUAAGCAGAUGUUUUGGUUGUUCCUGAUUCAUUGCAAGUAGGUCAAACCCUACCCUUUUGUUGAUCUAUAAUAGUGGAGAUCACAUACUGUUACUGCAUCUAUGGGUUGUGAGCGUCCUGUCACCCUUCCAUGUAAUUGCAUAUUUCCGUGCAAGCUUCUAUUCACAGUAUUCAACUUAAGCUUCAUGUAUAUGUAAAAUUUCUGUUGUGUUUAAUUGAUAAUGCUUUUAUUUUCUAUUUUUUUUGUUUUGCAAUUGAUAAUAGAUCCCUUUUAUACCAUGACCUGAUUGUUCGGUGUAAACGAGCCUCUUGUUGGAAAUAAUUGUAUGUCAUAUGAAAUAGCUGCCUAGUUUACA